Triplophysa rosa is the source of this 3030-nucleotide messenger RNA. RefSeq names its product SMU1 DNA replication regulator and spliceosomal factor b (gene smu1b). Gene Ontology annotation, biological process: mRNA splicing, via spliceosome. Bases 250 to 2070 code for a protein of 606 amino acids. The record is from RefSeq and is a predicted model, not a curated record. Gene Ontology annotation, molecular function: protein binding. NCBI's taxonomy places the organism in Eukaryota, Metazoa, Chordata, Actinopteri, Cypriniformes, Nemacheilidae. The transcript has 13 exons. Gene Ontology annotation, cellular component: precatalytic spliceosome.
CUGUAUUAUAACUUGUUACAAUGAGUAUUACUGGUAUUGGCCAUUAUAUUCCCUCCACCCACCAACUGAAUCAUUUUUACUUCAUUUCGUGCUGCUGUUCAUAAUGAAGCACCGGGCACCCACUCACCGUCUCUUAACCCGAUGUCACCGUUGCGGGAUUUUCUAACAAUUCCGCCAUUUAUCGGCCCUCCCGAAAAUCCGCAACAAUUUGCCUCGAGAGGUGCCUGUGCGCCUUCACACGUCUGAGCAAUGAAUACAACAGCAGCACGUGUAUUGGGCGGCGAUCACGUGUCUUCGGAUGCCCACCGCAACGCUGGUGAAUGUGGCAUAUCGCAUCCAGACGGUGAUUUCAUCGACAUCGGCGCAGUCAUGGACGUUGAAGUGGAAUCUGCAGACGUAAUUCGCCUGAUCAUGCAGUAUCUGAAGGAGAAUAAUCUGCACCGCACGCUGGCGAUGCUUCAAGAGGAGACGACCGUGUCCCUGCACACGGUGGACAGCAUCGACAGCUUCAUUGCGGACAUCACCAACGGGCACUGGGACAUAGUGCUGCUCUCGAUCCAGUACCUGAAACUUCCGGACAAACUGCUCAUUGAUCUCUAUGAACAGAUUGUACUAGAAUUGAUCGAGUUGGGAGAACUAGGGGCAGCCCAGUGUUUACUGAAGCAAACAGACCCCAUGAUCAUGCUGAAGCACACACAACCUGAGCGCUACUCGCACACGGAGACUCUACUCACCAAGCCUUACUUUGACUCAGAGAAGGCGUAUCCGGCAGGCAGUAGCAAAGAGAAGCGCAGACAGGCUAUCGCUCAAGCUUUUGCAGGAGAGGUCUGUUUGGUGCCACCCUCACGUCUCAUGGCUCUGCUGGGCCAGGGUCGUAUAUGUGAAGGGGCUCUUUACAGAUUACAGGAAACCAAAGCACUAAGGCAGUUUGGCUCAUUAGCAAUGCUGUCUUUAAAGUGGCAGCAGCAUCAGGGACUUUUACCUCCAGGCAUGUCAUUGCAACUGUUCCGUGGCAAAGGUGCAUUGAAGGACAUGGAGGAAGAACGCUUCCCGACACAGCUGAGUCGCCUUAUAAAGGUGACCCUGAGCAUCCUCACGCAUGUAGAGAUAUCGUGGGACCUGGAUAUCUGUUUACACGUGUGUACGUGUGUGAUACAGUUUGGGCCGAAAUCCCAUGUUGAGUGUGCACGCUUUUCCCCUGAUGGACAGUACCUGAUCACUGGAUCUGUUGAUGGUUUCAUUGAGGUCUGGAACUUCAGCACGGGUAAAAUUCGGAAGGAUCUGAAAUACCAAGCCCAAGACAAUUUCAUGAUGAUGGAUGAGGCCGUUCUGUGUCUGGCAGUUAGUCACGAAUCAGACAUGGUCGCCUCUGGAGCGCAGGAUGGAAAGAUACAGGUUUGGAGGAUUUUGAACGGCCAGUGUCUGCGAAAGUUCGAGCGAGCUCACGGGAAGGCAGUCACCUGCGUCUGCUUUAACAAAGACAGCAGUCAACUGCUCAGUGCCUCCUUUGACCAGAUCAUCAGACUACAUGGCUUGAAAUCAGGAAAAAUGCUGAAGGAGUUCAUAGGCCACAAGGCUCACGUAAACGAUGUUAUCUUCUCACACGGCGGUCAGCAUGUCAUUAGUGCAUCAGCAGACGGGACGGUGAAGAUCUGGAGCAUGAAGACAAUGGAUUGCACCCAUACGAUGAAAACCCCCGCCAUUCCCGAGGGUACGGACAUCACGGUUAACAAUGUCGCUCUCGUCCCGAAAACUCCGGAUCACUUUGUGGUGUGCAAUAGAACCAACACGGUGGUUGUUACGAACAUUCAUGGCCAGGUGAUGAGGAGUUUCUGUUUGGGGGUGAGAGAGGGGGCAGAGUUUGUCUGCUGCACGUUGUCUCCGCGUGGCGAGUGGAUCUAUUGCGUGGGAGAGGACUAUGUGCUGUACUGCUUCAGCACCAUCACUGGCAAACUGGAGAGAACCCUCACGAUCCAUGAAAAAGAUGUGAUCGGCAUUACCCAUCACCCUCAUCAAAAUCUUAUCGCCACAUACAGUGACGACGGUCUGCUCAAACUCUGGAAGCCCUGAUUUUCUUCCUUCGUACUAUGAACUCUGAACAGGUGUCUUGUGUUUCUAAAUUCUGGAUGUGUGGACCCCCCGGCAUACAGUAUGUCUCUGCCGUGAGAUUGGUCUUCUCUUUAAAGCUUUAAAGCCUUGACCUGUGUUUUAGGAAAAAGAAACGACACAUUCACAAUUUAAUUGAAACUUUGCCCCCUGUAGCAAAAGAUCAUCGGAUUCAGAUGUUAGUUUUGGAAGUGGGCAUCAUUUGAAACUGCAUGAAUUUACUGAUCUGUUAUUAUCAUUAAGGGCUUUGUAGUAUUGUCUGUGAUGAUACCUGCAUGCAAGAUUUAGCCCUUUUAAAGCUAACAACCGUUUUCUUUGUCGACCAUUCUUGGAGAUGUACAUCUUCAUAUACAGUACGUGACGGUUUGUGAUUUCUUUGAGAUUUUAACCAAAGGCAAAUAUUCAGUGUGUACUUGCUCAGAAUGUGACCUUGCACGACAUGGACACAUACACAUUGUAUUGAGACUCAUAUUUGUACUUGUGUACAUUUAGAAUUCUGAUAUGUAUAGAAUUCACGUGGAACAACAUUGUUUUUGGUUUGGUGUGUUUUAACACUUGGCCGAGUACGUCUUGUACUACUUGUACUGCAUGCAAGUGAUACAUAUGCAGUUAUUGCAAUAUACUGUAUGGAAGUAAUCCGUGUGGUUUAUAUAUUCUAAAAAAGUACAGGUUAUUUUUAUCAAGGGUUCUUUUAAUAUGGGUAUCAGAUUGCUUUAGUGUAAAUCUCAAUGACCUACAGUAUUGAUAAAUGAUGUGCUGAUAUUGCUGCUGUUUAAUUAAAUUUCAAGCAUGAAUAAUCCACAACAAUCUUUGUGUGGUUAGGUGUCGAUUGCUUGAUUUCUGAAAUAAAUCUUCAGCAAAGUUGUACGUCUUGAAGUCGUGACUCUGAUCAGACACACGUUAAAGUUGUUAUCCUGAUGUAGA